Caenorhabditis elegans is the source of this 289-nucleotide messenger RNA. It is a transcript of the gene F10C1.3, whose product is annotated as Variable outer membrane protein. Bases 28 to 165 code for a protein of 45 amino acids. Lineage: Eukaryota; Metazoa; Nematoda; Chromadorea; Rhabditida; Rhabditidae. The record is from RefSeq and is marked reviewed. The transcript has 2 exons.
UUCGGAAGUCGACGUUGUCCAGCGAAUAUGAUAAUCGCUUCAUUUGCCCUUGCUGUUACCGUCUUACCGGCCGUGGCAAUCUUCUGUGGAGGAAAGAAAGGAGGAACGAAAGGAGAGAAGAAGGAUUCAGUGUACGAGGAUCUUGCUGCAGGAGACAAGAAGUAGUUGGAACUCCAUCGACACCACCAAUCAACAAAAGACGUCUUCAAUGCUUUUUCAUCGUCUUCUUCUAAAGAAGACCUCCUCCAGUAGUUUUGUAUUUGAAUAUUUUGAAUAAAUAUUUGAGUUU